Callithrix jacchus (white-tufted-ear marmoset) is the source of this 12204-nucleotide messenger RNA. RefSeq lists its product as uncharacterized. The record is from RefSeq and is a predicted model, not a curated record. Lineage: Eukaryota; Metazoa; Chordata; Mammalia; Primates; Cebidae.
UGUGCGCGAACUUGCCGGCCAAACCCUUAACGUCUGGCGUCCUUUGUGCGCGCGCCUCUCCUUCCAGUACCUAUCAGGCGCCCCUUCUACCCGGCUCCAUCCUAUUGCUCGCAGGACGCUCAGAGUCCAGCUGUCAAGAGUUCAAGGAUCCGAAAAUAGCCACUGCGCCCAGCAGCGGUUACCUGGGCACACUGUGCCCUUUAUCUCUGUCCCGGUCCCUUCCCGGGGCCAAGGACCCAGCAGUAGGACUCAGUUUCCUUGAGCCUGCUGCCCACAUCCCUCACUUCAUUGGCUUGCGGGAUCUCUCCGUUGCUCCUGCCCCUGGACGGAGUGGCAAGCCUUCCUACCCAGACACUUGUAAUCAGCCUGGUGUCGAAACAACUCCAAGGAUUUAUUCUUCAAGCCCUGUCUUCUGUAUGGCGAUCCUGCCUUCAAUUUGAGGCCCAGGUACCACAGCAUGCCAGUGCCCUAAGGACUCUCAGAGAGGCCCUGGAGAAGGCCCGGGCCCCUGCAGAGAGACCUCCAUACCCAGAGGUCAAAAAUGCCAUCUGAAAAGAAAUCCCAGCCCUCCGGGAUGAGCUACUGCUGCAACUCCAUCUCCAGCUCCUCCAGCUCCGCAGGAGGCUUCCCGUGGGUAAAGAGGGGGAAGGGGCCAGCCUCAUCCGACUGCCAGCUGCCCCUCACUUCUUCAAAGGCAGUGACUGAGGUCAGCCCUCAGGCUGUCUCUCAGGGUCAGGCUCAGUGUGAAAAGGCAGCAGAUUCAGCACCUGGGGAGAAACUGGCCCCCAGGAGUGGCUCCCCGACAUCUCAGGCCUCUAGGCCUCAUAGACGAAAGUACCCUCUGCUGCGAUGCAGGCGAGGGAAGCCUCUGAGGCUGCCAUCUCCCUUACAGCUGGGGUUCCAGGUAACUGCUGAAGACCUGGACCUGGAGAUAAAGGCCGAAAUCAUGUGCCUUAAUUGUGCACUGCAGGGUGAGGAAAAGUCCCUCUGGGAGUGCAGAGCCUCACUGCUGUCCCAUGCUUUGGGACUGGCAACAGGGACGUCUUCUCUGCCUGCUGUCUCUAAAGCAUCCAACACAGAGGCACAGCAGGAGAGACACAAGUCCCAAGAUGGCCUGGACCCCGUGGCCCUCCAAGCAUCUGCUGCAGGGUCCCCCUCUAGACCUCCUGUGUCUGGGAGGAACUGCAGGUCAGCAGGUCCCCUGUUAUCCUCCUCAGACACCCUUCCUGCCACCUCUGCACAUUCCCAGGACUCAGCUCAGGCCUCAUUGUCUGCUCCAGCACAGCCAGACCAGGGCACCACAACACACUUAUCUGCAGGGGCUUCCUUAUCCACCACUUCCACCUCCAGCCCCCGCACCAAAAGAAAGUCGACCUGGGCUUCAGACCUGGCUAGGAGCCUUCCUGACCCCUCUUCUGCGUCUCGCACCACCACCCUGGCCAGACAGAGGGUCAGUGAUUUCACCAUACUACAGAAACUUGAUGCUAUUGCUGCAGCCAUUACCCAGCCUGUGGUCCCUCAUGGACAGCAGCAAGGAAUCUGCACCUUGAAGCGGUUUCAUCCAUAUUUCUGUCCAGCUGCUUCAGGUGCAGCCCAGACCUCAACUUCUGCUCCAACACAGCCAGCGCAGGGAACCACAGCACCCUCAGCUGCAGGGGUUUCCUUACCCACCACUUCUACCUGGAGCCUGGCUGGGACACUUUCUAAGCCAUCUUCUGCCUCUCACACCACCACCCUGGCCAGACAGAGGGUCAGUGAUUUCACUGUACUACAGAAACUUGACGCUAUCACUACAGCCAUCACCCAGCCCAAACCUGUUGUCCUUCACGGACAGCAGCAGGGAACCCGCUCCUUGAAGCAGCCUCAUCCAUCUUCCCAUCCAGCUGCUUCAGCUGCAGCCCAGGCCUCAUCUUCUGUUCCAACACAGCCAGCCCAGGGCACCACAGCGCCCUCAGCUGCAGGGGUUUCCUUACCCACCACUUCCACCUGGAGCCUGGCUGGGACACUUUCUAACCCAUCUUCUGCCUCUCUCAUCACCACCCACGCCAGACUGAAGAUCAGUGGUCCCACCUCAUUACCAAAAGUUGCCGUGACCACUGCAGCCACCACCCAGCCCAAACCUGUUGUCCUUCACGGACAGCAGCAUGGAACCAGCUCCUUGAAGCAGCCUCAUCCAUCUUCCCAUCCAGCUGCUUCAGCUGCAGCCCAGGCCUCAUCUUCUGCUCCAACACAGCCAGCCCAGGGCACCACGGCAUCCUCAGCUGCAGGGGUUUCCUUACCCACCAUUUCCACCUGGAGCCUGGCUGGGACACUUUCUAACCCAUCAUCUGCCUCUCUAAUCACCACCCAGGCCAGACUGAUGAUCAGUUGUCCCACCUCAUUACCAAAAGUUGCCGUGACCACUGCAGCCACCACCCAGCACAAAUCUGCUGUCCUUCACGGACAGCAGCAGGGAACCCGCUCCUUGAAGCAGCCUCAUCCAUUUUCCCAUCCAGUUGCUUCAGCUGCAGCCCUGGCCUCAUCUUCUGCUCCAACACAGCCAGCCCAGGGCACCACGGCAUCCUCAGCUGCAGGGGUUUCCUUACCCACCAGUUCCACCUGGAGCCUGGUUGGGACACUUUCUAACCCAUCUUCUGACUCUCUCAUCACCGCCAUGGCCAGACUAACGAUCGGUGGUCCCACAUCACUACCAAAAGUUGCCGUGACCGCUGCAGCCACCACCCAGCCAAAACCUGUGGUCCUUCAUGGACAGCAGCAGGGAACCCGCUCCUUGAAGCAGCCUCAUCCAUUUUCCCAUCCAGUUGCUUCAGCUACAGCCCUGGCCUCAUCUUCUGCUCCAACACAGCCAGCCCAGGGCACCAUGGCACCCUCAGUUGCAGGGGUUUCCUUACCCACCACUUCCACCUGGAGCCUGGCUGGGAUACUUUCUAACCCAUCUUCUGACUCUCUCAUCACCGCCAUGGCCAGACUAACGAUCAGUGGUCCCACCUCACUACCUAAAGUUGCCAUGACCACUGCAGCCACCACCCAGCCCAAACCUGUGAUACUUCGUGGACAGCAGCAGGGAACCCGCUCCUUGAAGCAGCCUCAUCCAUUUUCCCAUCCAGUUGCUUCAGCUACAGCCCUGGCCUCAUCUUCUGCUCCAACACAGCCAGCCCAGGGCACCAUGGCACCCUCAGUUGCAGGGGUUUCCUUACCCACCACUUCCACCUGGAGCCUGGCUGGGAUACUUUCUAACCCAUCUUCUGACUCUCUCAUCACCGCCAUGGCCAGACUAACGAUCAGUGGUCCCACCUCACUACCUAAAGUUGCCAUGACCACUGCAGCCACCACCCAGCCCAAACCUGUGAUACUUCGUGGACAGCAGCAGGGAACCCGCAGUUUGAAGCAGCCUCAUCCAUCUUCCCAUCCAGCUGCUUCAGUUGCAGCCCUGGCCUCAUCUUCUGCUCCAACACAGCCAGCCCAGGGCACCACAGUGCCCUCAGCUGCAGGGGUUUCCUUACCCACCACUUCCACCUGGAGCCUGGCUGGGACACUUUCUAACCCAUCUUCUGACUCUCUCAUAACCGCCAUGGCCAGACUAACAAUCACUGGUCCCACCUCACUACCUAAAGUUGCCGUGACCGCUGCAGCCACCACCCAGCCCAAACCUGUGGUCCUUCAUGGACAACAGCAGGUUACCUGCAGCUUGAAGCAGCCUCAUCCAUCUUCCCAUCCAGCUGCUUCAGCUGCAGCCCUGGCCUCAUCUUCUGCUCCAACACAGCCAGCCCAGGGCACUACAGUGCCCUCAGCUGCAGGGGUUUCCUUACCCACCACUUCCACCUGGAGCCUGGCUGGGACACUUUCUAACCCAUCUUCUGCCUCUCUCAUCACCACCCAGGCCAGACUAACAAUCAGUGGUCCCAACUCACUACUGAAAGUUGCCGUGACCACUGCAGCCACCACCCAGCCAAAACCUGUGGUCCUUCAUGGACAGCAGCAGGGAACCCGCUCCUUGAAGCAGCCUCAUCCAUCUUCCCAUCCAGCUGCUUCAGCUGCAGCCCUGGCCUCAUAUUCUGCUCCAACACAGCCAGCCCAGGGCACCACAGUGCCCUCAGCUGCAGGGGUUUCCUUACCCACCACUUCCACCUCGAGCCUGGCUGGAACCCUUUCUAACCCAUCUUCUGCCUCUCUCAUCACCACCCAGUCCAGACUAACAAUCAGUGGUCCCACCUCACUACUGAAAGUUGCCGUGACCACUGCAGCCACCACCCAGCCAAAACCUGUGGUCCUUCAUGGACAGCAGCAGGGAACCCGCUCCUUGAAGCAGCCUCAUCCAUCUUCCCAUCCAGCUGCUUCAGCGGCAGCCCUGGCCUCAUCUUCUGCUCCAACACAGCCAGCCCAGGGCACCACAGUGCCCUCAGCUGCAGGGGCUUCCUUACCCACCACUUCCACCUCGAGCCUGGCUGGAACCCUUUCUAACCCAUCUUCUGCCUCUCUCAUCACCACCCAGGCCAGACUAACAAUCAGUGGUCCCACCUCACUACUGAAAGUUGCCAUGACCGCUGCAGCCACCAAGCAGCCCAAACCUCUGGUCCUUCAUGGACAGCAGCAGGGAACCCGUGGCUUGAAGUGGGCUUGUCCGUAUUCAGAUCCAGCUGCUUUAGCCUUGAGCCCCCCCACCAAAAGAAAGUUGACCUGGGCUGCAGGCCUGGCUGGGACCCAUUCUAAGCCAUCUUUUGACUCUCUCAUUACCGCCGUGGCCAGACUGACGAUCAGUGGUCCCACCUCACUACCAAAAGUUGCCGUGACUGCUGCAGCCACCAAGCAGCCCAAACCUCUGGUCCUUCAUGGACAGCAGCAGGGAACCCGCGGCUUGAAGCGGGCUCGUCCAUAUUCAGAUCCAGCCGCUUUAGCCUUGAGCCCCCCCACAAAAAGAAAGUUGACCUGGGCUGCAGGCCUGGCUGGGACCCUUUCUAACACAUCUUCUGCCUCUCUCAUCAACGCCCUGGCCAGACCGAGGGUCAGUGGUCGCACCUCACUAUGGAAACUUGCCGUUAUGGCUGCAGCCAUCACUCAGCACAAACCUGCGGUCCUUCAUGGACAGCAGCAGGGAACUCGCGGCUUGAAGCGAGCUCAUUCGUAUUCAGAUCCAGCUGCUUUAGCCUUGAGCCCCCCCACCAAAAGAAAGUUGGUGCGAGGCUAUCCCAGGCAAAUUCUAGGCCAGGCUAUCCCAGGCAAGGCAAGGCAAGGCUAUUCCAGGCAAGGGUAUUCCAGGCAAGGCAAUUCUAGGCAAUGCCAGGCAAGGCAAGGCAAGGCAAGGCAAGAGACAGCAAUGCAAUCCCAGGCAAGGCAAUGCAAUCCCAGGAAAGGCAAUUUCAGGCAAGGCAAGGCAAGACAAGGCAGGGAAAGGAAAUUCAAGGCAAGGCAAUUGUAGGUAAAACAAGGCAAGGUAAUUCCAGGGAAGGUAACUCCAGGCAAGGCAAGGAAAGGCAAUUCCAGGCAAGGCAAGGCAAGGCAAUUCCAGGCAAGACAAGGCAAGGCUAUUCCAGGCAAAGCAAUUCCAGGUAAUGCAAGUCAAAAAAAGGCAAAAAAUUCCAGGCAAGGCAAGGCAAAUCCAAUCCAGGCAACUCAAGUCCAAUCCAGGCAACUCAAUUUCAGGCAAGGCAAGGCAAUUCCAGGGAAGGCAAUUUAAGGCAAGGCAAGGCAGCACAAGGCAAGACAAUUCCAGGUGAGGAAAGUCAAGGCAAGGCAAUUUGAAAUGAGGCAAUUUCAGUCAUGGCAAGGCAAGACAAGGAAAGUCAAGGCAUGUCAAUUCCAGGCAAGGAAAAGCAAGGCAAUACAAGGCAAUUUCAGGCAAGCCAAUUCCAGGUAAUGCAAGGCAAGGCAAUUCCAGGCAAGUCAAUUCAAGGCAAGGCAAUUCUAGGCAAUGCAAGGCAGACAAGGCAAUGCAAGGGAAGAGAAAGCAAUGCCAGACAAGGAAAGGCAAGACAAGAGACAGCAAUGCAAUCCCAGGCAAGGCAAUGCAAUCCCAGGCAAGGCAAUUUCAGGCAAGGCAAGGCAAGACAAAGCAGGGAAAGGAAAUUUGACGCAAGGCAAUUGCAGGUAAGGCAAGGCAAGGUAAUUCCAGGGAAGGUAACUCCAGGCUAGGCAAGGCAAGGCAAUUCCAGGCAAGACAAGGCAAGGCUAUUCCAGGCAAGGCAAUUUCAGGCAAUGCAAGGAAAGGAAAGGCUAAAAUUUCCAGGCAAGGCAAGGCAGGGCAGAGCAGGGUAGGGUAAGGCAGAGCAGGGCAGGGAAGGGAAGGGCAAGGAAAGGUAAGGGAACGCAAGGCAAAAGUAAAAGGCAAAAAAAGGCAAAAGGCAAAAGGCAAAAAAGGCAAAAGACAAAAGGCAAAAGGCAAGGCAAAAGACAAAAGGCAAGGCAAGUCCAAUCGAGGCAACUCAAAUUCAGACAAAGCAAGACAAUUCCAGGGAAGGCCAUCCAAGGCAAGGCAAGGGAAUGCAAGGCAAGGCAAUUCCAGGUGAGGAAAGUCAAGGCAAGGCAAUUUGAAAUGAGGCCAUUUCAGUCAUGGCAAGGCAAAACAAGACAAUUCCAGGCAAGGCUAUUCCAGUAAAGUCAAGACAGGGCAAUUCCAGGCAAGAAAAAGCAAGGCAAUGCAAGGCAAUUCCAGGCAAGCCAAUUCCAGGUAAGGCAAAGCAAGGCAAUUCCAGGCAAGUCAAUUCGAGGCAAGGCAAUUUUAGGCAAUGCAAGGCAAGGCAAGAGAAGGCAAUGCCAGGCAAGGCAAGGCAAGGCAAGGCAAAGCAAGGCAAGGCAAUGCAAUCCCAGGUGAGGCAAUGCAAUCCCAGGCAAAGCAAUUACAGGAAAGGCAAUCUCAGGCAAGGCAAGGCAAGACAAGGCAGGGAAAGAAAAUUUGAGGCAAGGCAAUUGAAGGUAAGGCAAGGCAAGGUAAUUCAAGGGAAGGUAACUCCAAGCAAGGCAAGGUAAGGCAAGGCAAUUCCAGGCAAGACAAGGCAAGGCUAUUCCAGGCAAGGCAAUCUCAGGCAAUGGAAGGCAAGGAAAAGUAAGAAAAGGCAAGGCAAGGCAAUGCAAUCCCAGGCAAGGCAAUCACAGGAAAGGCAAUUUCCGGCAAGGCAAGGCAAGACAAGGCAGGCAAAAGAAAUUUGAGGCAAGGCAAUUGCAGGUAAGGCAAGGCAAGGUAAUUUCAAGGAAGUUAAUGCCAGGCAAGGCAAGGCAAGGCGAUUCCAGGCAAGGCAAUUCCAGGCAAGACAAGGCAAGGAAAGGCAAAAAAAAAUCCAGGCAAGGCAAAACAAAACAGAGCAGGGCAGGGCAGGGCAGGGCAAGGCAAGGCGAGGCAAGGUAAGGAAAGGCAAGGCAAGGCAAAAGGGAAGGCAAGGCUAUCCCAGGCAAGGCAAGGCAAUCCAAGGCAAGGUAAUCCCAGGCAAAACAAUCACAGGCAAGGCAAUCCCAGGCAAGGCAAGGCAAGGCAGGGCAGGUCAGAGCAGGGCAGGGCAGGGUGGCGUGGGGCAAAGUGGGGUGGAACAGGGCGGGGCAGGGCAAGGCAAGGUGGCAAGGCAAAAGGCAGCAAGGCAAAAGGCGGCAAGGCAAAAGGUGGCAAGGCAAAAGGCAUCAAGGCAAAAGGCAGCGAAAGGUGCCAAGGCAAACGGCGGCAAAGGGCGGCAAGGCAAAAGAAGAAGAAGAAGGCAGGCAAGGCAAAAAAGAAGGCAGGCAAGGCAAAAGAAAGAAGAUGAAGGCAGGCAAGGCAAAAGAAGAAGAAGAAGGCAGGCAAGACAAAAGAAGAAGAAGGAUGGCAAGGCAAAAGAAAGAAGAUGAAGGCAGGCAAGGCAAAGGAAGGAAGAAGAAGGCAGGCAAGGCAAAAGAAAGAAGAAGAAGGCAGGCAAGGCAAAAGAAAGAAGAAGAAGACAGGCAAGGCAAAAGAAAGAAGAAGAAGGCAGGCAAGGCAAAAGAAGAAGAAGAAGGCAGACAAGGCAAAAGAAGAAGAAGGCAGCCAAGGAAAAAGAAAGAAAAAGAAAGCAGGCAAGGCAAAAGAAAGAAGAAGAAGGCAGGCAAGGCAAAAGAAGAAGAAGGCAGCCAAGGAAAAAGAAAGAAAAAGAAAGCAGGCAAGGCAAAAGAAAGAAGAAGAAGACAGGCAAGGCAAAAGAAAGAAGAAGAAGGCAGGCAAGACAAAAGAAGAAGAAGGAUGGCAAGGCAAAAGAAAGAAGAAGAAGGCAGGCAAGGCAAAAGAAAGAAGAAGAGGGAAGGCAAGGCAAAAGAAGAAGAAGAAAGGAAGGCAGGCAAGGCAAAAGAAAGAAGAAGAAGGUAGGCAAGGCAAAAGAAGAAGAAGAAAGGAAGGCAGGCAAGGCAAAAGAAGAAGAAGGCAGGCAAGGCAAAAGAAAGAAGAAGAAGGCAGGCAAGGCAAAAGAAAGAAGAAGAAUGCAGGCAAGGCCUGAGGUUUGAGAAUAAUUGUAUUUGGCUCCAAGUCAAAUCUUCUCUACACAUUGGGAUGAGGGUUGGGCCCCCUUGAUUUUGCCGGGUGUAUCCCAGGAAGUAGAUAUCACAGGCAAGAGUCUCUUGUAUGCAGCCCUCUACAGGUGACAUCUCACACUGCUGAAUCUACAUUAGCAUUUUGGUGACAACCCAUCCCCCAAAGUUCUACUAGAAAUUGCCCUCAUGGAUAAACUCUGUGGUGACCCUUUCCUUGUGUCAAUUCUAUAUGAGCCCUCAGCCUCUCUGAGGCAUCUUUUGAAAUCUGUAAUAGGUAAGCCUACAAAAUUAGCACCCAGUAGACACUGCCAAAGUUUAUAUUCUGAACCUUCUGGAGUGGUGGUUGGAGCCACAUAUGAGAUCCUUUAAGCCACUUAUGAAAUGAUAAGAAUUGCUGCUCAGGAAUGUAGGCAUCAGGGACUUGAAGUAGCUCUAGGCAUUGAGCAUCAAUGUGACAAAGGCUUCCAGGGUCCAGCUUUCAGUGUAAUUCUAUCCCCUAGAUAUUGGCAUUCUGGACCUGUGAUGGGAGAAGCAGCACCCGUAAUCUCCAAGGUGCCAUUGGGCUCAUUCUUUUAUUGUCUUGAUGAAUUGUCUUGCUGAAGAAGCAUUUGGCCUCUUCUAUACAUACUAAUCUCUUUAUCAAAUGGUUACUUGGCUAUAUUUUCAAUUUUCUCUUGUUGACUUGCCUUUUCUUUCUUAAAAACAAAGGAACUCAGAUGUUUAACAAUACUUACAUUUUGUUUAUCUUUUAUAAAUUAUGUCUUCUUUUUUUCAUCAACUAUUAUUUUAAGUUCCAGGGUACAUGUGCAGGAUAUGCAGGUUUGUUAUAUAGGUAAACAUGCGCCAUUGUGAUUUGUUGCACAGAUCAACUCAUCACCUAGGUAUUAAGCCCAGCACCCAUAAGCUUUAAGUUGCUUCUUUCUAUUAUUAGAUCAGAGGAUCCAUGCAGCAUCCUCAACAACAAGUUACUGCUUAGAUGUUUCUUUAACAAAUACCCUAGUUCAUGAUUCUAAAAUUCUGCCUUCACAAACUGCUGAAACAAAAAGGCAAUUCAGCCAAGUUCUUUACCACUUUAUAUAAAGGAUGGCCCUUCCUCCAUCGUGCAAUACCAUGCUCCUUGUUUCCGUCUAAGACCAUACCAGAAUUACUCCUAGUGUCUAUGUUGCUAACAAGGUUAUGUUUACAUUUACUUAAGUAAUGUCAGAGGUGAUUUACGCUUGGCUGUUAGCUCUCCUUCUUCUGAGCCCUCAUCAGAAGAGCCCUUAGCUCUCCUUUAAUGGCAGUGUAGACUUUUAUAGCCUCUUCUUUCAAACCUACCCAGCCUCUCUUCAUUACCCAGUUCCAAAGCGGACACACAUUUUUAGGUAUUUGUUAUGGUAAGAAUACCACUUCUGGUACCCAUUGAUAUCUUAGUCUUUAUUGUGCUGCUAGAACAAAAUACCUGAGAUGGGGGAAUUUGUAACUGACAGAAAUUGAUUUUCUCACAGCUGUAGAGACUAAAUUCAAUAUCUUGGCGCUUGCACUUUGCAAUGGCCUUCUUACUGUGGCAUCUCAAGGUGAAAGACUGAGUGACAAGAAAAGGAAAGGGAAAUAAAGGGGGCCAUUUUAUAAUGGCAUUAAUCCCCCCCAUGAGAACAGAGGCCUCAUAGCACAAUUAAUUCUUUAAGGUAACAUGACUUAGUAGUAUUGCAAGAGCAAUCAAAUUUCAACAAAAGUUUUGGAGGAAACACAUAACUUUCUUUUGUUUUCCUUUUUGAUUUAUCUGGAUUCUGGUUAAUGGUCAUCUCAAUUAACAUAUUGGUAUUUUUUUAAGGUUUAUUCGGCUUCUAUUUCUACAUUUUUUCUAAUUCCAUAGCAAGACGUUUAUUAUGGGUUCAGUUUAGAUUUGUGGAUUUACUACAUCUUUGAGGUAGGCCAUUGUUCCUCUGAAGAAACAAUCUUUUCACAUGAGAGGGAAUAAAAUCUGAGUUCCAAACUCCACUUCUAUUCUUUAACUCUCAGAUUUUAGGGCAGUUCAUAUUUGUGCUAGUCCUGAAGCUAAUUUCAAUGUGUGUUUUAAAAGUCCAAUGUUGUUCGACAGAUGAUGGCUCUGACCAUGGCUAUAUGUUUAGCUUUUCGUGUUUUAGGGUUCAGGAAUCCAAUACUCCUCCCAAAGACAAUUCACUCCGAAGUCGAGGAUCAGAAUUCUUGGAGCUUUCCCUAAACCAAAUUUUGCCCUCCAGUCCAUAGGCUUAUAAUAGAAAGUUGGUAGCAGUCCCUGACAGAGCAAUUCCUCCUUAGAAGUCUCACAAAAAUAAGUCAAACCCCGUCAGCAUCCUCAGUUGAUUAGUUAACUGGCCCAGAGACUAGGACGCAGAGACAAGGUAUUCACAAAACUGAGUUUGACUCUGUUUCUCUCUGAAGUGCACAAUAAAUGGAGGAAGUGGGAUGGUGGUUAAGGAAACUGAGAGACUAUAGACACUCAGAGGAUGCGGUAUAACUCCAGCUUUCAUGUGGAGAUAAGGUUGUGGAUGGGAAGCUUUUACAAAAUGACCGCAAAGUAAAAUAGCUGCUGGAGUCUGCAGAGAAAGGAGGGGCAAAGUGGAGGGAGGAAGCGCAGACUGGGAAGUGGACUGGAAUUUCAGGAUUUUGUUUGAUCACUGUUGGAUAGUGGUUCUCUUUAGAGAGGAGUGAUCCAAUUUUAGUGUCUAAACUAGACAAUAAAAUUAUCUAAAUACCUGUCUCCUUAUGAGAGGGAGUGGAACAAUAUGUGAUCCCAUCUACCAAAAACUUUUCAUUCUUACCAGUCAGUUGUGUCAGAAUUUUAGAACUUCUGAAGAAUGGGCAAUAGAACAGAGAAAUAAAGAGCACAGACCUUGGUGUCCGGUACAUUGGGUCUGAAUUCUGGCUAUGCCUCAUGUUGUGGCUAAUGUGUGACCUUGGGCAAGUUAUUCCAACUUUCUGUGGAUAAGCUUUUUUUCUGACUAAGGUAUCUCUCUUCUAUGUAGGGAUUUUUUUUUUCCUUGAGACAGAGUCUCGCUCUGUCGCCAGGCUGGAGUGCAGUGGCGUGAUCUUGGCUCACUGCAACCUCUGCCCCAGGUUCAAGCGAUUCUCCUGUCGCCUCCCUAGCAGCUGGAACUACAGGUGUGCACCACCAUACCCAGCUAAUUUUUGUAUUUUGAGUAGAGAUUAAGUUUUCGCCAUGUUGGCCAGGAUGGUCUUGAUCUCUUGAUCUUGUGAUACACCCACCUCAGCCUCCCAAUAUGUAGAGAUAUUUUUAAAAAGUUAACAUAUUUAACACAUGUAAAAAUAUUUCUCAGAGCAUAAAAAUUGUAAUAUACAUGUUUUUGCAAAUGGAAUAAUAUAAAUAUUCUAAACUAUUAUAUGAAAGGAUAUAUUUGAAGGUACAUAGAGAAUUCUAGGUUUUUGUUUUUUUUUUUUUGAGAUGGAGUUUCGCUCUUGUUACCCAGGCUGGAGUGCAAUGGCACGAUCUCGGUUCACUGCAACCUCUGCCUCCUGGGUUCAUGCAAUUCUCCUGCCUCAGCCUCCUGAGUAGCUGGGAUUACAGGCAUGCACCACCAUGCCCAGCUGAUUUUUUGUAUUUUUAGUAGAGACAGGGUUUCACCAUGUUGACCAAGAUGGUCUCGAUCUCUUGACCUCGUGAUCCACCUGCCUCGGCCUCCCAAAGCACUGGGAUUACAGGCUUGAGCCACCGCGCCCGGCAGACCCUAUUUCUCAAAAAAAAAAAAAAAAAAAAAAAAAGAG